This is a messenger RNA of Nyctereutes procyonoides (raccoon dog), 1080 nucleotides long. Its product is annotated as taperin-like. The transcript is spliced from 2 exons. The record is from RefSeq and is a predicted model, not a curated record. NCBI's taxonomy places the organism in Eukaryota, Metazoa, Chordata, Mammalia, Carnivora, Canidae. Bases 1 to 1080 code for a protein of 359 amino acids.
AUGUCAGCAACAGGGCCGCAAUUCAGGCAUUGCGGGGCCCCAAACCGUCCCUGGCCUCUGUACCCCCGCGCCUGCGACACAGCCCGGGAGCACCGUCCGCCCGCGCCGGGCCGCUCGCCGCGCCGCUCGCCGCCUCCCAGGCCCCGCCCUCCGAGAGCCGGGGCUGCAGUCACCCCGCGGGCAGCGCGCCGAGGCCAGCGCGCGGAGGAGGAGCUCCCGCUGCAGGGGCGGGACGCGCCGCGCGGCCUUCGGGCGAGGGGCGGAGCCCGGAAGCAGGUCCGAGACGCCGCCAGGGAACACACCCGAGCGGAGGCACCGCGCAGCGACAGCCGCCCGCGGACAAGCCCGUUUUCAGUUUCGUUUCCUCCCCGGGAGCAGCGGCACCCGCCAAAGCCAGGGGGCUUGGACCCGCGCCGCGCCGCCCCUCCGACGGCCCCGCAGCCCCCCGCAGCCCGCAGAGCCCGCAGAGCCUGUAGCCCCCCCGGAGCCCUCUCCCUCUGCAGAGCCCGGAGUCCCCAGCUCCCCCUGCAGCCCCCCGGACCCCUCUCCUUCUGCAGAGCCCGGAGCCCCCCAGAGACCCCGUCCGCCCGCAGAGCCCGCAGCCCCCCGGGCCCCCUCCUUCUGCAGAGCCCGGAGCCCCCCAGAGACCCCGUCCGCCCGCAGAGCCCGCAGCCCCCCGGGCCCCCUCCUUCUGCAGAGCCCGGAGCCCCCCAGAGACCCCGUCCACGCUCUCCCCUCGGGAGCAUUCAGCCGCCCAACACUGUCGCCAGCCCGAAAGCACUUCCUCUCCGAGGUCGCCGAGGCCGCGGGGAGGAGCCGGGAGGAGCCGGGAGGACCGGGGAGGAGCCGGGAGGAGCCGGGAGGAGCUGGGAGAGCGAGCGGCCGCCGGGAGCAGGACCGCGGGGCGGAGCUGACGGCCCAGUUAACCCUUGGGAGGACGGGGAGGCCUCAGCUCUGGCCGCAGGGGCCGAUCCCAUGGCCAAGACCCAGCUGAACGUUUGGCCCUUUAGGCUUCCAGGCCGCAGCUUCCAGCGUCAUCUUGACCACGUUAUUCCAAAUCCCCUGCCGCCUCCUUUUUAA